AGCCAAGAAUCUGCCCAGCUACCCAGGGCCCAACAAGAUGCGGGACUGCUACUGCACCGUGAACCUGGACCAGGAGGAGGUUUUCAGGACCAAGAUUGUGGAGAAGUCGCUCUGCCCCUUCUACGGAGAAGACUUCUACUGCGAGAUUCCUCGGAGCUUCCGUCACCUGUCCUUCUACGUCUUUGAUAGAGACGUUUUCCGGAGGGAUUCCAUCAUAGGGAAGGUGGCCAUUCAGAAGGAAGACCUGCAGAAGUACCACAACAGGGACACUUGGUUCCAGCUGCAGCAUGUGGAUGCUGAUUCGGAAGUGCAGGGCAAGGUCCACCUGGAGCUGCGGCUGAGUGAGGUCAUCACCGACACAGGCGUUGUCUGCCACAAGCUGGCCACGCGCGUCCUCGAGUGCCAAGGCCUCCCCAUCGUGAACGGGCAGUGUGAUCCCUAUGCCACUGUGACCCUAGCAGGACCAUACAGGUCAGAAGCAAAGAAGACAAAAGUGAAGAAGAAGACCAACAACCCCCAGUUUGAUGAGGUGUUUUAUUUUGAGGUGACCAGGCCCUCCAGCUACAGCCGGAAGUCCCACUUCGACUUUGAGGACGAGGAUGUGGACAAACUCGAAAUCCGGGUUGACCUCUGGAACGCCAGUAACCUGAAAUUUGGAGAUGAGUUUCUGGGAGAACUGAGGAUUCCGCUGACGGUGCUGCGGCAGUCUAGCUCCUACGAGGCCUGGUACUUCCUGCAGCCCCGAGACAGCGGCAGCAAGAGCCUGAAGCCGGGGGACCUGGGGUCCCUGCGGCUGAAUGUGGUUUACACGGAGGACCACGUCUUCUCCUCUGACUACUACAGCCCUCUGCGUGACCUGCUGCUCAAGUCGGCAGACGUGGAGCCCGUCUCGGCGUCGGCGGCGCAUGUCCUGGGCGAGGUCUGCAGAGAGAAGCAGGAGGCGGCCAUCCCGCUGGUGCGGCUCUUCCUGCACUACGGCCGGGUGGUGCCCUUCAUCAGCGCCAUUGCCAACGCGGAGGUGCAGAGGACGCAGGACCCCAACACCAUUUUCCGAGGAAACUCGUUGACAUCCAAGUGCAUUGACGAGACAAUGAAGCUGGCGGGCAUGCAAUAUCUGCAUGUCACCCUGAAGCCCACCAUAGAGGAGAUCUGCCAGAGCCACAAACCCUGUGAGAUCGACCCCGUGAAGUUGAAAGAUGGUGAAAACCUCGAAAGCAACAUGGAGAACCUGCGGCAGUACGUCGAUCGCAUCUUCAACGUCAUCACCAAGUCGGGGGUGAGCUGCCCGACCGUCAUGUGCGACAUUUUCUUCUCCCUCCGCGAGGCGGCUGCCAAGCGCUUCCAAGAUGACCUGGACGUGAGGUACACAGCUGUGAGCAGCUUCAUUUUCCUGAGAUUCUUCGCUCCUGCCAUUCUGUCCCCCAACCUCUUCCAGCUCACGCCUCACCACACGGACCCGCAAACUUCCCGGACGCUGACCCUCAUCUCAAAGACAAUUCAGACUCUUGGCAGCUUAUCCAAGUCAAAGUCUGCCAGUUUUAAAGAAUCCUACAUGGCUGCAUUCUAUGAAUUCUUCAAUGAGCAGAAAUACGCUGAUGCAGUAAAAAACUUCUUGGAUUUGAUCUCAUCCUCCGGGAGAAGAGACCCGAAGAGCGUGGAGCAGCCCAUCCUGCUGAAGGAGGGGUUCAUGAUUAAGAGGGCACAAGGACGAAAACGCUUUGGGAUGAAGAAUUUUAAGAAAAGAUGGUUCCGCCUGACAAACCACGAAUUUACCUACCAGAGAAACAAAGGAGACCAGCCGCUCUGCAGCAUUCCCAUCGAGAACAUCCUGGCGGUGGAGCAGCUGGAGGAGGAGUCCUUCAAGAUGAAGAACAUGUUCCAGGUCAUCCAGCCUGAGCGAGCCCUGUACAUCCAGGCCAACAACUGCGUGGAGGCCAAGGCCUGGAUUGACAUCCUCACCAAAGUGAGCCAGUGCAACCAGAAGCGCCUCACUGUCUACCACCCCUCCGCCUACCUCAACGGCCACUGGCUGUGCUGCAGGGCGGCCUCGGACACGGCCGCCGGCUGCUCCCCCUGCACCGGCGGCCUCCCAGCAAACAUUCAGCUGGACAUCGACGGGGACCGUGAGACGGAACGCAUCUACUCACUGUUUAACUCGUACAUGAGCAAGCUGGAGAAGAUGCAAGAGGCCUGUGGGAGCAGAUCCGUGUACGCCGGGCCGGAGCAGGAGGAGUACUCGACCUUCCUCAUCGACGACCCCCAGGAGACCUACAAGACGCUGAAGCAGGUCAUCGCCGGGGUCGUGGCCUUGGAGCAGGAGCACGCCCAGUACAAAAGGGACAAGUUCAAGAAGACCAAGUAUGGGAGCCAGGAGCACCCCAUCGGAGACAAGAGCUUCCAGAGCUACAUCCGGCAGCAGUCCGAGGUCUCCACCCAUUCCAUGUGAGGCCA
Molecule: messenger RNA, 2451 nt
Organism: Ceratotherium simum simum (southern white rhinoceros)
Lineage: Eukaryota; Metazoa; Chordata; Mammalia; Perissodactyla; Rhinocerotidae
Gene: RASA3
Product: RAS p21 protein activator 3
Biological process (GO): negative regulation of Ras protein signal transduction; regulation of GTPase activity; intracellular signal transduction
Molecular function (GO): GTPase activator activity
Source: RefSeq, a predicted model, not a curated record